UACUUGUAAAUCAAUUCAUAUUAAAUAUAUCAAACGCUAAAUAUAACUCUAAAUACUAAAACUUUCCAUAUAAUAUUUGUAUACUCUAACAUACACAAAUACAUUCAUAUUCAUUGAUAAUGGGUUUGUGUGGCUUUUUAUUGUUUACUUGUCUAUGUAUAACAAUGUAUUCAACAAUUGUUUCAAGUAGAAAUACUACUCAAGUUUCUUUCUCAAAUGAACUACUUUCAUUGCUCAAGUUCAUGUCUAGUAUAACUUCAGACCCUGAGAAUGCUUUAGAAAGUUGGAAAUCAUCAAAACAAGUAUGUAACUGGACCGGAAUAGGGUGCAGCCACAAGUUGAAUCGCGUGGUGCAGUUAGACCUUAGCGGAAAAUCACUUCGAGGGACGAUAUCUUCUGUUAUUUCUGAUCUUUCAUUCUUAUCGGUUUUGGAUUUAUCAGGCAAUUACUUUAGUGGUCGAAUACCACCACAAAUAGGCCAACUUGGUAGGCUUACGCAACUUAGUCUGGCUUCUAAUCUUCUUGUAGGUGAAAUUCCGGCGGAGUUAGGAAACCUCACAGAGUUGGUUUAUCUCAAUCUAGGAAGUAACCGGAUUGUGGGGGAGAUUCCAGUAUCACUUUUAUGCAAUGGCUCAUCGUCUACACUAGAGUAUAUCGAUCUUUCAAAUAAUUCUCUUGGUGGUAAGAUACCAUUGUUAGAUCAUUGUGAGCUUAAUGAGCUUAAAUUUCUUCUACUUUGGUCCAACAAGUUGGUGGGUCGGAUUCCUCAAGCUCUUCCCAAGUCAUCUAAACUUCAAUGGCUUGAUUUGGAAUCCAAUUCUCUAACCGGAGAAUUACCCUUGGAAAUGGUACGCAAAAUGCUAGAGUUACAAUUCUUAUAUUUGUCGUAUAAUGGCUUCAUUAGUCAUAAUCUUGAACCCUUUUUCCUUUCUCUUCUGAAUUCUUCUAAUCUUCAAGAGCUCGAGUUGGCUGGAAAUCAUCUUGGUGGAGAAAUACCAACAGUUAUCGGAAAUCUUUCAUCCAAUCUCUUACAACUUCACUUGGGAGAGAACCACAUUUUUGGUUCCAUUCCACCUAGUAUUUCAAAUCUUGUUAACUUAACCCUCUUAAACUUGUCAAGUAAUUUCUUGAAUGGAUCGAUACCUAUUGAAUUAUGCCAAAUGAAGAAGCUUGAGAAGGUUUUCUUGUCUAAUAACUCACUUACUGGAGAAAUUCCAGCUGAUUCCGGCGACGUUCCUCACUUGGGUCUUCUUGAUUUAUCAAUGAACAAGCUUUCCGGUUCAAUUCCUGUUACAUUAUCUAAUCUCAUUCAGUUAAGAAGGCUUUUGCUUUACGAAAAUCAGUUAUCAGGAACUUUACCGUCAAGUUUAGGUGAAUGUAUAAACUUAGAAAUCUUAGAUCUUUCUCGCAACCAAAUAUCGGGUUCGAUCCCUAAUAAGCUUGCAGGAUUGAGAAGUUUGAAAUUGUACUUGAAUUUUUCUAGCAAUUUCUUACGCGGGUCUAUACCUUUGGAACUAAGUAAAAUGGAUAUGGUGUUAGCAAUUGAUCUUUCUUCAAACAAAUUAACUGGUGAAAUCCCAGCGCAACUCGGAAGCUGCAUUGCGUUAGAAUCUCUCAAUGUAUCAUCCAAUUUUCUUCAAAGUCCUCUUCCAAUUCAACUCGGAAACUUGCCUUAUCUUCAACAACUUGAUGUAUCGUCAAACAUUUUGUUUGGUGAGCUACCACAUUUCCUAGAAGAAUCUUCAACUCUCAAGAAACUGAAUUUAUCAUUCAACAACUUUUCGGGGAUCGUUCCUCAUGACAAAGGUGUAUUUAGUUGGUUAACUUCAGAGUCUCUUCUCGGAAAUCCUAAACUCUGUGGGUCAAUAUCUGGUAUUCCAACAUGUAAAAAGAAACCAUUUCGUAAGUCAUCAAUAAUUCUGCCACUAGUCAUCAUACUAUCUGCCGCUCCAAUAAUAUGUCUUUUUGGGUUUGUCAAAUCAAGAGCCAGAACAAGGUCGUCAGUGGUUUCCGGUUGCGGCAGUGUUUUAAGCGAAGACGUAGGAAACAAAUCACCUAACUACCGAAAAAUUUCAUACCUUCAACUGGUAGAGGCUACUGAUGGCUUCAAUCAAUCAAACCUAAUUGGAUCAGGAAGGUUUGGACAUGUUUACAAAGGAAUUCUUCAAAGUGACAAUAUGAAAAUUGCAGUGAAAGUCUUAGAUCCUAAGAUUGGUGGCGAGAUUUCAAGGAGUUUCAAGAGAGAGUGUCAAGUUCUUAAACGAACUAGGCAUCGAAACCUGGUUAGAAUAAUAACAACUUGUAGUAAGCCAGAUUUCAACGCACUGGUAUUUCCGCUGAUGUCAAAAGGAAGCUUGGAAUGUCAUUUAUAUCCGGAAAGCGCGGACGGCAAUCAUAACGACAGAUGCAGUUUGAGUUUAAUGCAGUUGCUGAACAUAUGCAGUGAUGUAGCUGAAGGAGUUGCUUACUUGCAUCAUGAUUCACCAGUUCAGGUUAUCCACUGCGAUCUUAAACCAAGUAAUAUACUUCUCGAUGAUGAUAUGACGGCUUUGAUAACGGAUUUUGGUAUAUCAAGGUUGAUAAAAGAUGGUGGUGGUGAUGGCAGUGAAAAUAAGAUUGCACUUGUUGAUAUGUCGAUGCCUUCUUUUGAUUCUACUACCGGAUUGUUAUGUGGGUCUGUCGGAUACAUUGCUCCUGAGUAUGGUUUGGGAAGAAACGUAUCAACCAAAGGAGAUGUCUACAGUUUUGGAGUCUUGCUGCUAGAGAUCUUAACUGGGAAACGACCAACAGACGUUCUAUUCCAUCAAGGUUCAACCUUGCAUGACUGGGUGAAACGCCAUUACCCAUAUAACUUAGAAAGCAUUAUUAAACAAUCGUUGCUAACGACUCCAUCAAUAAUCGUCCAGAAUUCUAUAAAAGUACGACGAGAUGUUAUAUUCGAGAUGGUCGAGAUCGGGAUAAUGUGCACACAACAUUCUCCCUCGAUGAGACCAAGCAUGACUAAUAUUGCACAGGAGAUGACUUGGAUGAAAGAAUAUCUUACUCAUCUUAUUACUGAAGAAGAGGAAGAAAUAGAAAAGUCUACCAGGAUUCAUGAAACAAGAGUCAAUGUUGAUUGAUUCUUAUAUCUAAAAUGAUUGCUACACCGAGCAAUUUGUACCGAGCUGGUACCGUGUGGGAGGGGGUGGGGCCCGCUCCUGCCCCACUCUCCCAUCCCAAUGUUGAGAGGCAUGCUAAGACCGUCCGAUCUUCUCUCGGUGUCCAUCUCGAUACUACUGCUCGGUGCAUGUAUCAAAACCCUUCUUUUAUCCAAUUGGUCUUUUUUAUUAUCCUUUUCUUUGUGAGAAAAAUCAAACCAAACAAAAAUGCGCAAUUAGUGGAGAUCAAUUGUAGAUAACUUAAUUUUCCUGUAUUUAGAUUGCUGGCACUGGCGGUAACAUGUAGGGCUACAUAAAUGCACCCAACCAACUACCAAAAGGUGUGUGAUGAAGCAUCUU
Papaver somniferum (opium poppy) is the source of this 3497-nucleotide messenger RNA. RefSeq names its product putative leucine-rich repeat receptor-like serine/threonine-protein kinase At2g24130. The transcript has 3 exons. The record is from RefSeq and is a predicted model, not a curated record. Gene Ontology annotation, biological process: protein phosphorylation. Gene Ontology annotation, molecular function: ATP binding; protein binding; protein kinase activity. Lineage: Eukaryota; Viridiplantae; Streptophyta; Magnoliopsida; Ranunculales; Papaveraceae. The coding region runs from base 120 to 3119 and encodes 999 amino acids.